CGACGGCUCAGUGUAAACAAGUCUCUGGAGGGGGUAGGACGCGAGCUGAGAUCUCGUAGUGUACAAAUUUUAUCUGUGAUAUUGAAAGGGGCACAUUUGCCUAGAUCUCUUAUGAAACAACAUAUCUAGGCCUCUCUUUGUGCCAUGAGAGGCCAGCCACAAGGAUCACUCUAAAAGAAGACCAUUUUUACUAUUGACUUGUUCUCUAUGCCGUCGACCGAGCUCUCCGCUUUGUCCAACAACCUCCUCCCUCAUUAUUCUCUUUGCUAAUCAUGAACAACAAACACGGCAAGAUGCAGUAAUUUACAAAUAAUUUGGCAGGUGGUGCAGCUGUGUGGUGUGGGUUGGGUAUAGAGCGAGCUGGUACUGGGGUAGAUGGCGUGCGCACAGUCUCCUGUGACGGGUUCCUCGGAGAGGGGCCAGGACCUACUGACGCCCCUGCUGGAGGCCCUAGCCCUCGAGCCUAAAUACCAGCCCUCCUUGGCACUCCCGCUCACUGCCAAACAGGAUGGUGGCGAGAUCAGCAUGAGGAUGAGAAAUGGGUCGGCCCAUGUACUGCGUUGCUUGAAGGUGUGGUAUGACCUUCCUCCAGACACCUUCUUCAAUGCAGUAAACAUCAUGGACCGCUUCCUCACACGAAUGAAGGCACAACCGAAGCAUUUGUCUUGCAUCGCUGUGAGUGCAUUCCAUCUUUCAUGCCAGUUUACCCCUGGGUAUAGUCACUUGAGGGAUAUACCCCAGGUGGUACCAGAUAGCAGAGACCUUACCACCAUCUCUCAGUGCAAAUGCUCGUCUGGUGAUGUGACCCGCAUGGAGCGCAUCAUCAUGGACAAGCUGGCCACAGACCUGCGCUGCCAGCCACCAGUUACGCCCUUGACACUACUGCGCGUCCUCUAUGCUGCCCAUAACCACCUGGCUGCCCCACUCGUACACCACCCAACAUUACCACCUCCCCUCACCACCCUCAUACACAAGCUGGAGAUUGUGGAGUGCGAUUCUGCUGCAGCCACCUUCCGCCCAUCAGAACUGGCACUCUCCCUGCUAGCACUGGAGUUUAGCCAAGAUGCUGCCAACAAACAUAUUCACCAUGCCUGUAUUAACCAUCUUCAAAACAUAUGCAAGGUGACAUAUGACACUUUUGACCAGUGUCAGAAGGUAGUUGCCGAGUUAAUGGAUCAGUACGAGAACCAGAGACACUCCCCCCACCGCCAGCGUCUGGUUUGGAAACUCUCCAACAGAACCCUGCGUCAGCUUCGGCCCACAGACAAGUUCACCACUCGAUUGCCAACAAUUGUCGAGAUGCAGGGUCCCUCACACCCGCCUAUCAUAAGGCCCAGGAUGGAUAGCGAAAGCUCGGAGAUGUACGUAUCAUCGUCUGAGGAGGAGAUGGACUAUGACUACGAUGAGGAAUUCCCACCUCUACCAACUCCAGCGGCCUCCAUGAAAUCUCCACGGAAAUCACCCAGCCAGUCCCCACACAAGAAGACACCUGCGUUCCUCCCUUACCCCCAAUUCAACCGAAAACAUAACCGCAUUGCAUAAUCAUUUUGUUGCUGUUUGAUGCACCAAGAGCAAGUAAGCAACAAGAAGCCUUGCUACUGAUUGUAGCUUAAAGUAAAACCUGUUUAGUUUUGACGAACCAUUAUAAAUUUUAUUUUCAGUUCCUAAAUGUGCAGUUUUCAGAGUAUAGUUGCAGUAUUUGACCAAAUACCUGAGCAUAAUAUUGCUCUUUUGGUCUGUUGCAGCUAAUGGCCAUGUUCAUUGUCAAUGUUCCAACAUUAAUGAUGGUAGCCUUAUUCGUUGCUGAUUACUUUCCAAGUUCACACUGCACAAAGCUUUUUAAGCACGAGACAAAAAAAAAUUACUCUUCAACACUUGCAAAGUGUUUUCUGUUUUUCUUUCUGUACGAUGAACUUUUCCUAUAUUGGCGAGGUUGUCUUGCAUUAAAAUCGUAUAUUUUAGUAUAAGUUGAUUGAACUGACCACCGAAAAGUGAUAUUGUGAAGGAGUUAGUUAUAGCUGAGGAGGCGUUUUUAAUUUUCUGUCUUUCCCCGAGUGUGUUUUUGCCCUUUAUGGGUAAAGGUACUUGGAGGUAACAUAAAAAACUAAAAACAAAAAAUAUCAUGUUGUCACUCAGACUGGUCCUGAGUGACCCUUACUUAUUUAUGUCCUGUCAUUUUGCUUCAUCUUUACUAAGGGGAAUUGUCUCCUUCUUUACUUGUAUGAUCUUUAGUGGAAAACUUAAUGAUUACUGAAAAAAACAUACAAAAAUAUUACUUUAUUGGAUGUAUGUAAUAGUGUAUUGUAGCUUUAUUCAGCAUCUCCUUCAAGAAAAAGUACAAAAAAAUCAUAAAAAUCACAAAACAUACUAACAAGUAAGGUUAUAUUGUAAUAACCAUCCUUUACAUUUAUUCACUAAUAAUCUCUUUGGGUAUUGCCUGGUCAAAUUAAGGUGGUGAUUUUUUCCUGGCUGAUUGGAAUUUGGGACACAGGUUUACCAAUAAUUCAUAAAAAGAAGCUACACUAGUCAGUAUUGUUCUGUGCCAUGAACAGUGCUCCCAGUGCAGUGUUGCCAGACCUGCAAAAAACUGUAGCCCCUACGUCAUGUUUCCCAUUCAGUCGGGAUAACCAGUAGGAAGGCCGAAGUUAAGCAACACUAGACGUGUCCUAUUAGGGCACAAGGCUGUGAUACCCUCAGACACAGUAUGUUUUGAGAUGCUAGGAGUGGUGAGCGCCUUCCUUGUCGACCCGACAGGAAUCGGUAAUUUCUUUUUACUGAAUUCAGGGAGUAUCCCGAGGUAAACAAAAUGCUUAAAGAAUACACUAAAGUAUCAGGCAAACCUUUAUAUUAAUGGUGCCCUUAGCUACAGAUCAAGAGGCAUUUACCAAGGUGGUACUGCAAGUGAAAGUGGUCACUGCUCCAUUAGGGAGCCUGAUUCUGGUAGUGUGGUACAGUGGAGGAAGGCGGGUGGUGUUGGCGAGCCACCUCCGAGCGAUGGACACCCCUCUGGGCGACGAGUCGCGGAGGUGGCCCAUCCCCACCCCUCCCUAAUAAACCAGCAUCAGUGCUGUUGAUAUUAAAAAAAAGUAUUUUGAGUUUAUUAUAUAUUAUUUGGGGAUAGACGAUGUAUGUUAUCUAUGCAACGAGACCCCAUCUUAUUAAUAUUGUACCUGCCAGUAAUAAUAGACGUGUCAGAAAGUUUAUUGGUGCUGGGCUCCAAACAAGGAGCUAAGCUGAGUUCAUAUGGUAUAUGUUCUUCUAAUUUUUGUGCAUUGUAUUUAUUUAAUGAUAUAAAUGAUGUGUACAGUACAUUGAAUAUGGAGUGUAUUCUUAGUUUAUUUUGAAGAUGUAUAUUAUGUUUGUAAAUUUGUCAUCUUGAAAAGUGUUAACAGUAAUUGUUAUAAGCUUUCAUAAAAGCAGCAGCAUUUGGAGCCCAAUGAGUAUUGUCACCACCUGUAAACAGUCAGUAAGUAUAAUCAUCAUCAUUGGACAAAGUUUUUCCUGUGUUAAUAAACCAGUGGGGGCUGUUGUUCUCUGCCCCUAGCCAAACUACAGGUCAGGCUCCUCAGUCCCAAUUUUUUUUUUUUUAAUCUCGUUCAAUACGUAAUGUGAGCCACGGAGCAACAGGACCUGUCAAUUCUCUGACCCAUACAGCUAAAGAACCUGUGAAUUAUCUGUUGUUGUGUAGUAUGCUUAUUAUGGUUUCAACAUAGGUCCUGUUGUUAGACUGAUGUGAAGGUAAGAUUUUGUGAAUUCCAGUUGUACCAUUUAACCUCAGGUGAAUGUGUUGGUACAAAUUCAUCUCAUGUAUGUAAGGAAAGUGUUUUCAGUGUGGCAUAAUGUUGGGACUGAGGAAAGGGGAAAUCUGUUCUCUUUGUAGUCUUGGCCUUCAUGUCAUUUAUAUUAUAUUUUUAAUGUACAUAAUGUGUAUGAUGUACAGUUGUAAGUUAUUUUGAAGGAUUUAUCAAAGCCUCGGGCAUUUGACAACAACCCAAAGAGCCAAAAAAUAUAAAAAAGAAUGUAGUUGAUUCUUGUGUCAUACACUCAGUGGUCUAGCCUCUCCACAACAAAAUGAAAUAAGAUAAAUAUUUUUCUAA
Molecule: messenger RNA, 4097 nt
Organism: Homarus americanus (American lobster)
Lineage: Eukaryota; Metazoa; Arthropoda; Malacostraca; Decapoda; Nephropidae
Product: cyclin G-like
Exons: 6
Coding region: 376-1542 (388 amino acids)
Biological process (GO): regulation of cyclin-dependent protein serine/threonine kinase activity; mitotic cell cycle phase transition
Cellular component (GO): nucleus; cytoplasm; cyclin-dependent protein kinase holoenzyme complex
Molecular function (GO): cyclin-dependent protein serine/threonine kinase regulator activity
Source: RefSeq, a predicted model, not a curated record